CAACUAAAGUAGUGACAAAGUGUCAUGUGAAUUCUUUUUUAUUUUCUUGCAGCAUUAUACAAUUCUGAAGAAUCUGUGUCAUUGGAUUCAACACUAAAAUGACUAAAUUUACUCUCCUAGCAGGGCUGGGCUUCCUGCUAACACUUCAGAUUGUGAACUCUGCAAAACUGGCGUGUUACAUUACCAACUGGUCCCAGUACAGACCAGGCAAUGGAAAGUUCACCCCAGACAAUGUUGAUCCCUUCCUCUGCACACAUGUGAUCUACUCUCUGGCCACCAUUAACUCCGUCAAUGAAAUUACAAACACUGAAUGGAAUGACGACAUCAUGUUCAAGUCUCUAAAUGCCUUAAAAACAAUAAAUCCCGCAUUGAAAACAAUGUUGUCUGUUGGAGGUUUGACCAACGGCAUCAGUCCAUUUAUUCAGAUGGUAUCAACUCCAGAAAACCGCAAGGCUUUCGUUCGCUCUGCAAUGUUGUACCUGCGCGCCCAUGGCUUUGAUGGCUUGGAGCUGGAUUGGGAGUAUCCUGGACAGAAUGGAAGUCCACCUGAUGACAAGCAGAGAUUCACCGAAUUGAUCAAGGAUCUGAGAAAAGCUAUCGAACAGGAAGCCUACGACACAAAGAACCCCCCUCUGAUUCUCUCUGCCAAGGUUGCUUCUGUAAAGUCCACUAUUGAGAGGGGUUAUGAGAUCCCUGAAAUUUCAAAACUGAUGGACUUCAUUACCGUCUUGUCCUACGACUACCAUGGGCACUGGGAUCCAGUGACUGGACACAACAGUCCUCUUUUUAAGAGCAACUUGGACAGUGGAAACGCCCUUGAACUCAAUGUCAACGCCUCAGUGACACACUGGCUGAAGGGAGGAGCUAUUCCUGCUAGACUUUUCAUUGUCCUCCCCACAUGGGGACGCACAUUCACCCUGUCCAGUUCAGAAACAGGUCUUGGUGCCCCAGCCAGCGGCCCCGCUGAUGCUGGUCCCUACACACGUGAUGCAGGCUACUGGUCCUAUUACGAGAUCUGCUCUAUGGUGAGUAAUGCCAAUGUGGAAUGGAUUGAUGAUCAGAAAGUCCCCUAUAUAGUUAAAGGAAAGGCCUGGGUGGGCUAUGAGAAUUUUGAAAGCUACACUGCUAAGGUGGAGUGGCUCAACUCCCUUGGUCUAGGUGGAGUCUCAGUGUAUUCGAUAGAUUUGGAUGAUUUUUCAGGGCGUUUCUGUUCCCAAGGAUCUUACCCUCUUGUCAACCAUUUGCGCAACUCACUAGGUUUCGGUCCCAAGCCCACCUCUCCACCACGACCCACCACAACUGCGAACCCCUCCACCUCCUUCUGUGUUGGUAAACCAGACGGGCUGUACCCUAAUGCAGCUGAUGAGACAACCUACUUCCACUGUUUCCGCGAAAACACAUACCUGCAACAUUGCCAGCCAGGUCUUGUCUUUGUUGACGAUUGCAAAUGUUGCGACUGGCCAUAAGCAGAUGAAACAAUCAAUAUAAAACACUGCUAAAUACAUUCAAAUGUAAAUUGAAACAAGGUUCAGUGUGUUGUUCUUAUGAAAGAAAAUCCACUUGUUUGUUUCAGUUUCAAUAAAAUAUAUAUAGCAGGCA
Misgurnus anguillicaudatus (oriental weatherfish) is the source of this 1599-nucleotide messenger RNA. NCBI's taxonomy places the organism in Eukaryota, Metazoa, Chordata, Actinopteri, Cypriniformes, Cobitidae. The record is from RefSeq and is a predicted model, not a curated record.